UCCCUCUUUCUCAUCAAUGCUUUUCCCCCUUUUCACGAUUUCACGCUUUCUUCCCAUCAGCCAUCAUUCACAUUUCACCAAAAUCACGCCGCCGCCGGUUGCUCCUUUGUUAUUUUUCCCCCGCCGGUUGCUCCUCGCCACCAAGUUUAAGAAAAAAAAUCUUUUGGGUCGUGACCCAUUUAGAAUGAUGGAUCGUGAGCUGUAUCUGACAUAUUUCAGGCCCAGACCAAACCCUAUAUGUAGCUGCAGAGUUCUUGCUGCCAUCGUUCGUCUCUCUCUCUUUCCUCGUUGUGUUAGAUUCGUAAGUUAGAUUUUGGCGACCAAAGUUCAUAUAUGGCUGCUGCUUUUGCUUCAAAGUUCUCCCGCGUCGGUCGUUCAUUAUUGGGUGGACUUGGAAGCAAUUUGUCUGGUUCAUUAACCACAUCAAAUGAGACAGUAUGCAGCAGUUCCAUCUUGCAGCAACAAAGAACUUUCAUACAGAUGAGAACUGUGCUAAAAGUAGUGGACAAUUCAGGGGCAAAAAAGGUAAUGUGCAUACAAGCUUUGAAGGGAAAGAAGGGAGCGCGACUAGGAGACACUAUUGUCGCAUCAGUGAAGGAAGCCCAUCCCAAUGGAAAGGUGAAGAAAGGAAAGGUAGUGUACGGUGUCGUUGUGCGAGCUGCAAUGCAAAAAGGUCGCUGUGAUGGGAGUGAGGUCAAGUUUGAUGAUAAUGCUGUAGUACUUGUGGAUAAGCAAGGCCAGCCUAUUGGGACGAGAGUGUUUGGUCCAGUUCCUCACGAACUCAGGAAGAAAAAGCAUGUGAAGAUUCUUACUUUGGCAGAGCACAUUGCUUGAAAUCAAUAAUCAUAUCAGAGCCAAGGCUAGAAGGUUAUGUUUGUUAACUUCUUGUUCUUGAUGAUGUGCCCAAAAGAAUAACCUUAGUGAGGUUUAUUGGAAGAAAUUAGAGGAAUCUGCCAAAAACAUUUGAUAGAUUUGUCUUUGGUAAAUCAUAACAAAGUUGCUGCAGCUGCUUUUGAUGUUGCAGUUCCUCAAGUUAUUCUUAACAUUCUUCCUUUACAUCAUUGUUAUUGAUCCGUUUUCUAGUUAGGCAGUUACCAUUUAUGAGGUGUGAAUUUUAACAAACUAGGAUGUGACUGGUUAGUUUUCGAACCCGGUUCUCCCAAUGCUCAAGUGUUUUUUGGACUAUCUUUGUCUAUGCAAAUGUGUAUCCAAAAACCAACAUUUAUCCCUACGUUUUGUAUAAUAAGAAGUCAAGUAUUUUGUAGCUUAAA
Messenger RNA from Benincasa hispida (wax gourd), 1271 nucleotides. Its product is annotated as large ribosomal subunit protein uL14mz-like. Gene Ontology annotation, biological process: translation. Lineage: Eukaryota; Viridiplantae; Streptophyta; Magnoliopsida; Cucurbitales; Cucurbitaceae. Gene Ontology annotation, cellular component: mitochondrial large ribosomal subunit; ribosome. Gene Ontology annotation, molecular function: large ribosomal subunit rRNA binding; structural constituent of ribosome. The record is from RefSeq and is a predicted model, not a curated record.